AUGCAAUAAGAGUCGUGAAAAUAUCAAUGUUUAAACGGGAAAAUAAAACGAUGAUCGAUUUUUAGGAACUUUUAAUUUUUAUUAUUUUAAUAAAAUGGAAAGAUUUAUUUAUUAAUAUUUGUGUGUAGAACCCAUACAAUUGCAGUCAUGUAUUCUCCGAGGCAAAAAAUUCUGUGGUUUGCUUUUAGUACAAGAAUAGUCAUAAUAUUUCUACAAGCGGUAUCAAAUUUUGUGAUACCAGACCACAAUGCCAAUGUUUUCAUCAGUCCUGAGGAUCCAACACUACGAAAAACCUAUGUGGACUCUAUUGUGGACAAGUUGUUGGGUGGUUUGAAGAGAUGGGAUGCGCAGUACUUUAUACAUAACGCACAAUACGGGUACACUUACGAAAAUUGUUUAGCCUUUUUCCCCCUUUUCCCUAUGAUUGUAAGAUAUGUUGCAUAUGGGCUAUGCAGUUUGUUUGGAUCGAUUAUUAAUUUUCAUAGUGCACUUCUAAUAUCAGCAACUAUUGUAAAUAUCUUGAUGUUUAUUAAAUCCGCUGAUGUAUUACACAAUUUGAGUUUAAGAAUACUUAGAAGUGAAAGCAAAGCAUAUAAGUCAACUGUAUUGUACUGUAUUAAUCCAGCCAGCAUUUUCUUUACAGCUCCUUAUUCCGAGACCCUGUUUGCGUGGAUGUCGUUUUAUACAAUGUUCAAAUGUACAGAAAAUGAAACAUUGCGAUUUGCCAAUAUAGACAUUACAAGUGGGUUGCCCGCAGGUUUCUCAAUGAUAGCUCGAUCCAAUGGAUCUGUUAACCUAGGAUUUAUAUUAUAUACAAAUUUCAAGAAUGUAAUAGAGAGAACACUGCCUGAGAUUGUGUACAAAUAUAAAACUUUAAAGCGCAAGAUAAUAAUUCCAUUCUUGCUUCUACCACUGUUUACAUCUAGCCUUGCAUUAUUUUUGACUGUGAUAAUAGCUUUGAUUCCAUUUUUAUUAGUUCAAACAUAUAAUUAUUUUAAAUAUUGUGUUCACCACGACCACAACCUGCCUGAUUUCCUGUCAAAUACUGAGUAUGUUCUCCCAGGCACCACAGAGAGCCCUUGGUGUAACUACACUCUGCCUUUAUCUUACUCUUACAUACAGGACCACUACUGGGAUGUUGGCUUAUUCAAAUAUUACAAGUUAAAACAGAUUCCUAACUUCAUAUUGGCAUUUCCUAUAUUAUUUAUAAUAAUAUAUCAUUGUAUGUCUUACAUAAAAAACAAUUUUAAAUUAUGCCUUAGACUUGGAUUAAAAUCUAACAUAUUUGGAUAUUCAAACAAGAUGCCUUAUAGGCCAAAGCAAUAUUCUAAAGGUUUUGGGGCCAAUGAUCCUUUGUUGUUUGUAUAUGUGGUUCAUGUGAUGUUUUUAGCUGUGUUUUGUAUUGUUUUUGUGCAUAUUCAAGUGUCAACUAGAUUGUUAGCUUCCGCUAGUCCCGUUCUGUAUUGGAUAUGUUCUAGCAGAAUGAAUGUGGGACCUACUCCUUCUGCUGACCAAAAUACUAUAAAUGAACACUUCCGACGAAUUGGUGCUGGGAAGAGAAUACCUUCCCAUCACUUAUCUAUUGCAAACUUAGAAGGAGUGGACAACAUGUAUAGUAAAUGGAAAACAUUCAUAAUAACGAGGCGAAUGCCAGAUUUCCAAUCCCGAUUAGUGCAAUACUAUUUUCUUGGAUAUUUCAUAGUUGGAACUAUUUGUUUUUCAAAUUUCUACCCAUGGACAUAAAACUUUAAUCAGCUUAAGUUUUAACAUAUCACAUCCUACGUAUCAAAUAUGUUUAGGUUUGGAAGGUUUUUACCACAGAACUACCUCAAUAUAGUUAUGUGGUCUUUGCAUAUCAUUUGUUCUUUAUUUAAUAGAUUAAAUAUAACAACAUUCCACUAGUCAAGAAGAAAAAUAUAAGAUAUAUAUAUUUUAUCUAAUUUUAUUGUAUGAUAGGUACAGAUAAGUACAAUAGCGUUUCUUAAAUUUUGCAUUAAUUACCUACUAGCUAGAUUAAUGUCUUUGGUCUUUUGAUAAGAUUUACCAAUAAUUACAAUUUAGCUAUUAUUAUUAUCAUCAUGAUAAUUUUAAAUUAUGGCUUUAAAGAGAAGAUAAGAUUUUACAUACAUUUUAAAUGAUAUCUUGUUCAAAUUUUGCUGCUUAAAUAUCAAUAAAGCGUGGGGCCUUCAAAGGAAGUCCAUUUUUAUUAAUGGCAUAAAUAAAGUAAUAAAUUUAAUAUUGCCUUUUUAAGUAGUAUGUUAAGAAUUAUAAAGUAGAACUGUUAUUGUUUCUAGUCCUCAAUGCACUGGUGGACGAAAUUAAGAUUUUGACUGUGGUGAGAAAGUACUUAUGUGUUGAAAGUACUUUUGUGUACUCUAACAGUAUUUGAUUAGAUUUGAGUGUGAGAAACCAGAUAGUACCUAUUUGUAGGAUUUCGUGGAGAAGUUGCAAAAUGUUCCACCAGUGCACUGACAUAUUUUAUAUACUAAUUAAUAGGUAUAACUUUAGGUGUAAAGAUUUUGCAUUUUGCUGUUCUUUCAAUUCUACAAAAUUUUUCGUUUAAUUUUUGGACUGCGCUGGGUGACCACGGAAAAUGUGAAAACAUGUGUUGGGGUCGUUUAGUAUGUCUUCAACUAUAAUUAAGCUUGAGGAAUUGACAUGUUUUAUUAAAAGUAUAUAUCUAUACUAUUAUUAUAAAGAAGUAAGCGUUUGUGAGUUUGUAUGUUUGAGGUGGGUAAUCUCCGAAAUAACCGAACCGAUAAAAAAUAUAUUUCACCAUUAGAAAGGUACAUUGUUCAAGAUUGCUAUAGGCUAAAUUUUAUCUUAAAAUUCCUACGGGAGCGAAGCCCCGGGCAACAUCUAGUUAAGUAUAUAUUUAUACAGGGUUACUGGUAAAAUACUAGCAAUCUCGCAGGUCUAGAUAACUAACAACAACACAAUGUUUGUUCUGAGUUAGAUAAUUGGUUCAAUUGUAAUUAUAUACAAAGUUUCCGUAUUAACCACAAAUUGAUCGAGAUGAAUACGAAUCGAGUCGAAUCGAACUCAGGGCUUAGAGGAGCACAGGACAUCGAUCGAACGAUACUAAAGACGCGCCAAAUAUUCGUUUAGUUUUCGGUAUUUUUUCCACUGUUUGUAGUAUUCGCUAAAAUAAUUCGGUUUAGCGUCGAAUAUAUUCAGUUCGAGUAUUUCUAUUUUCUUGACUAGGUACAUACUCGCAUCUUCAAACUCAUGUUGGAAACAAAUCAAUUAUCAAUAUUUUUCAAAUAAAAAGCGAGCAAGCAGCAGACAAAAAAGACAGUGGUUUUCGGUUUUCAUGUCAAAAUUCGUAGAACAAAGUUGACGUUAGCUUUCUAGUACGUGCGAGGUGUUUUAAAGUAACUUUUAUAGAAUCUUUUCUCCAGUCUACCUAUGUAAAAUUUAUUGUUACUAGACUCCAUACACCUUGUCAGCCUGUCUACGUCGUCUAUUCCCAUAGAUCGACAAUAAAAUCUAGUCCAGAUAAAUUUAUUUCAUGCUACAUGUAUAGUUGACAGCACAUCAACUGACUCAACUUCAUUGCAAAUAUCACCUCAUAAGAGGUCCAGGUGACAUGCUGUUGACUGUAGCCUCAGCUUAGGUAAUCUUCUAGCUGACACGUCCAGUCUCCUGGAUUCCAGGACAUGCACAUUGCAACGUAAUAUUAAAAAUUGGUUGGCACAUUAGCUACCGUCCAUUUUGUAAUAGAAUAGCAUUACAUAUAUUUGAUUUUUUGUUGAUUACACAAAAAUAGGUUUUUAAAUUUUUAUUUAGACUAUUUUGGGCAGGUAAUAAUUGAACUAUUUUUUUAAAUUGCACAGUUUUAACAGCAACACUUUUAUCUCUUUCAAUUUGUAAGUUUUAAAUGCAUAGCCAAAUUUUUUAUGGUUGUGAAAUUUUUCAUUAGUUACUAAGCAGUAAGCACAAAUAUUGACACAAUUCUUCUUUUGUAACUAACGAAAUAAAAUACAAAGUUCAGUAUAAA
Plodia interpunctella (Indianmeal moth) is the source of this 4000-nucleotide messenger RNA. RefSeq names its product Phosphatidylinositol glycan anchor biosynthesis class V (gene PIG-V). Lineage: Eukaryota; Metazoa; Arthropoda; Insecta; Lepidoptera; Pyralidae. The coding region runs from base 148 to 1743 and encodes 531 amino acids. Gene Ontology annotation, biological process: GPI anchor biosynthetic process. The transcript is spliced from 2 exons. The record is from RefSeq and is a predicted model, not a curated record. Gene Ontology annotation, molecular function: GPI mannosyltransferase activity; alpha-1,6-mannosyltransferase activity. Gene Ontology annotation, cellular component: endoplasmic reticulum membrane; mannosyltransferase complex.